This is a messenger RNA of Dimorphilus gyrociliatus, 1331 nucleotides long. Lineage: Eukaryota; Metazoa; Annelida; Polychaeta; Dinophilidae. The record is from the annotation of a GenBank genome assembly.
AUAAUGGACAUCUUUGAUGUUUCUGAACAAUACGACAACUGAAUAUUUUAAACGAAGCUCGAAAUUUUUGACUCAAGUUACUAGUUAAUUAAGUCGAUAAAAAUAUUUAAUUUUUGGAUAACAUCGUCUACCUCUCUAAAAUUUCUUGUAAUUAUACUUUUAUUCUCUUUAUAGAACGUUCUUUCUCUUCCAAAUCGGAAAUCUGUUUAAACUUCCGAUUCAGAUGAAUAUACAAUUACUUUAAUGUUGUCAGUAAUUUAGAUGAAACAAUGACUAACUACGUCGGAAGUAUAACGAUAUUAGACCGUGGAGACGGUGCUGCUCAAGCAGUCCUUGAUAGGAACGCAAGAUCUCUCGCUAAACGUAUUGCGGAUGAAACUAGAGAUGAACUACAUCAAGUACUCAAUAGAGUUGACAAGAUUUAUGGAAAUUUCGAGCUAGGAGAGCAGCUAAUUACUGCUAGUCAACCAACAAAUACAGAAUACUUAAAUGAUGUAUCCGAGCUGGAAGAGUUACUGAAAGAUCAAGUGAAAAAGAAAAAGUAUCAGCAGCAAAUCACUAUAUUUAUAGUUGGUUAUGAGAAUGUAUGCGGCCAAAAGUUACGUCUACUGCAACAAGUUAACGAUUUUUUCAUGGAAAAUGCUCACCAUAUAGACGACGAUGAUCAGGCGGCCAUCUCAUCACCCGAUCUUGAAAUGGACGACGUUGCCGAAGCAAUUGAUGAAUCACUGCAAAAGGCAAAAGAAUUGGCUCAAAGAUUAGCCGAAUUAAAUAAGGAAAUGGUUGAACAUAUGUAUCAAUACGCCCAGGCCAAAGCCAGUAAUAAUCCAGCACAAUUACAAAUGUGGCAAGAAGCCAGGGGAAAGAAAAGCUUGGAGAAAAAAUUGGAAAAGACUAAAGAUGAUCUAGCCGCUCUAAGUGAGAAAUUACAACAAGCUAUGAACGAAAUUGAAACUAAAGAAGACAAAAUUCAACAGUUGUACAAACAAGUUGAAUUAAAAAAUAUGGAAGCUCAACGUUUUAAAGCCGCUGCUGAAGUUGGAAAGAAAAAUACUUCGGAGAAUGAAGGGCUCAGAGAUGAAAUUGAAAGGAAAAAUCAAUUAAUCAAAGAUAUGAAACUUCAGCUAGGGAAAAUGGAGGUGGAUUACGGAGAGCAAAAGAUUCAAAAGGAGCAAAAUCAACAACGACUGGCAGCUGCUAGUGAUGAAAGUCAAAGAAAAUUGGAACAACUCCAAAAUGCUUUAAAUGAUAACCAAAUGUACGAGCACCAAGCAAAAUUAGGUAAAAAGAUGAUAGAUAAUUUAUACAAUACCGAUGUUUAUUCAAUUUGA